GGAACUUUUCUUUGGGAGAAAUCUUCAGUAAAGAGGCCAAUGAAUCGUUUGCCGUGGGGUGACAGCAGAAAACCUCGUGUGACGUGCAUGCACCGGCAUCCCCGCAGCUGUAUUGGUCUCACAGACCAACCACCCGCCAGAGCCAAUGGGUCGUUGGGGGAAUACGAGUCUUGGCAACGCUAUCGACGUCAGGAUACUACGACCAAAGGGCCCGGCAACCUUAGACGGCGUUGGUGCCGAAUUUGUCACUGCCAUGAUAGAACGGAUCGUCGGUGACUACUGUGACUACGGUUCUUCCAUAUAAGCCAUCGUUAUCACCCUAACAUCUGGAAUUGAUUCGAUCACCAAACAGCCUAUCCUUACUAUCAAGAUAUUAACUUGCACCAUUUUCACAUCUCCGCCUCGAUUACUAUUCGUUACCAAAUUCAGCAAGAUGCACGGUUUCAUCUCAACCCUUUUAACUAUCCUGCCUUUGGCAACAGCCGCACCAUUUGGUCUUGGUCUUAAUUCUCGGGACGCUAACCCCGGAUGCCAAGCCGCAUCAUUCAACAACUUCUCAUGGACUGUUGAGGACUUCGACUACCAUGCUUCCUAUAUCUUCACAACCCCAGCGCAUCAGAACUCCUGGGGAUACGUCAACUUUAACCUCACCAACCCUGCUCUGACGUACAAGGCAUCGUGCAGCGGCACCAGCAACCAGCUGUCUGACUUCUUCUAUGGCACUGUGCCCUACACAUGCACCACUCCUGCCGGCACGUCCGCAAAGACCACCUUUGAUUUCAGCAAGGCGAGCGGUACCCUGAACAUCAACCAGACUUGGACCUGCAGCGACCUGGACCCCCAGUGGCCGGCCACCAUCAACGGCUACGGUCAGGUUAACCUCACCCUAGCGUGCACGGACUCGACCUACCAGAACCAAAACUGGACCCUCGGCCAGAUCUAUUCUGACCGGGAAAUCAGGUGUGCCCCGGCCACUGUCCCGGUCAAGCCGUAUAAGAUGACGGCUAUCGCAUAGGCAACAGGCAAAGAUGAUUGAUAUAUGAUUGGAAUGAUUGGAUGAAAACGGGACUGCGAAAUGGCAUAAAUAACACACGCUUAGACGAUAGAUACUACAAUUAAUUGGUAAUGAUAACAAAUAUGAACACACAA
This is a messenger RNA of Truncatella angustata, 1149 nucleotides long. RefSeq lists its product as uncharacterized. NCBI's taxonomy places the organism in Eukaryota, Fungi, Ascomycota, Sordariomycetes, Amphisphaeriales, Sporocadaceae. The record is from RefSeq and is a predicted model, not a curated record. The transcript is spliced from 2 exons. The coding region runs from base 434 to 1015 and encodes 193 amino acids.